Messenger RNA from Spirometra erinaceieuropaei, 2981 nucleotides. Lineage: Eukaryota; Metazoa; Platyhelminthes; Cestoda; Diphyllobothriidea; Diphyllobothriidae. The record is from the annotation of a GenBank genome assembly.
AUGACAGAGGAGGCGGUGAUCAACGGCGGCGAGACAUCCGAGAUAUCAUCACUGGCGGUGAUGGUUGUUGUCGUGGAUGCCAUGGAGGUUGGUGCAGGUAUGACGAUAGGGACGUCUUCGGGUGUGGACAUGCUAGACGAUGCCGAUCUCCAAGCGUAAUGUUCCUUGAUAGCGUGGACAUUUUGAAAUGGGUUAGGUGAGGAUCGGCGACACUUGAGACUUGCAAGCCGCUCUUUUGGCUUUUGCAGCGGCGAUUCAGUUGGCUUCGUAGAUAGCUGUUCCAGUCUUCACUACCCUUCUCCAGAUAGGUCGGUCUCUGGGUUGGCUUGCGGAAUGAGAGGCGUUAAUGAGGUGACCUUUAGCGUCGUUUUGUCCCUUUUUUAUCGACCACUUGUAGCGGAAUCACCGUAAAAGAGUCACUUGUCAUCCACCCUCCGUUCUGCACAUAAACGUUGCAUUGUACAUCCUGAGUUUUGGGUAAAGAUCGAGAUCAAGUUGGAUCGUGUGGAGGUCGCGUGAAUAGUUUGCAGCGGAUGAAUUCUGCAUAAUUUUCGAUACACCAUCCCCAUUCCCGAUUUAGAAUGUUUUCGCCGUGUCCACGAAGGUGGAGUUUAGUGUGAGUCUCCUGGCACUUAUUCUUCAGUUCCGAGGUAGCAACGGAAACCAAAUUGGCUUUCUGGGAGAAGUCCGUGUUCCGAAUGGCCUUUGCAACAAUUUCUAACAGUAAGUAUGAAGAUUUUUUCAGCAUUUUUGGGUAGCGAGAUUCCUCUGUGAUUAAUACAGAGUUGUCGAUUUCCUUUCCUCUGGUAUAGCUUAAAGACUGUCGCGUCCUUAAACUUUUGGGAAAUAUGGCUUUGGAGUAACGUCUCUUAGAGUAUUGUCGCAAGUUUUUCGAUUGGCUGGGGAACACUAUGCCUGUAAGCUUCGGCCUGAAUCGCAACAGAUCCCGGUGCUUCCCAGCUGGAUAGUUGAGGUGCACAUCUUAUUGUUUCAGGGAGGUAAAGGGGGAGGUUCAGGAAAUAAUUCGUUUUUAUUCGGGAAAACCGGUCGUUGGCGGCGUCGAAGACAGGGAAUGGGCGGUUGAGAAAAAUUAUGGAUUUCUCGACGCAGUUAUUCAGAAUCUGCGACUUCUCCGUGAGAAGGAUUGUUCCAUCGGAACUGAGAAGCCGCUGUGACAGAAGAUCACUAUGACUGAUACGACGGGGCUUUUCAUUGCACUGCGGUCUGUGUGCCUUUGGACUUCCCAACGUUGUGAUCUAUCCAGGCGUCCUGCGUCUGCCGCAGCCGUUGUUGUACAAGAUGUCGUUAUCUGAAGAAAGUCAUUUCGAUUUCACCGUCUCGGCUGCUGGUGUAGGCGUUGUGCGGUCCAUUCUUCUCUGACAGCCGGCUACUGAUUUCAGCGUCGCUGUCAACCAACCCUGUCGCUGUUCACUACGUGUGCGAACGGCGACGUCCAGGGCGAUGGAGUGAACUGUAUUCCGCAGCUGACACCAUCAUAUCACGAUGGUGGCCUUGUCGUCCGGCGCCUUCAUGUCUUCCAGGUACUCCGCCAGUUAAUUACCAAACUUCCAGCUGUGAGCAGACAAUAUUUAACCUACUUGAUUGUCCUUUAACUUGUGGACCUCUAGGAGGUUGCAGUCGAAGCCAAUCAGCGAAGCAAUAGCGUUCGUUGGUUCUGAGCUCUCGUGAGGCUAGUCACAGGCCUCGCACGGUCUCAGCAACGGAUCGACAGAAGACCAGAGACGGGGGAGGGUGAGGGUGGAUGGCACGGUCGAGCCCGCACCUUGGACUUCCACUCCAGGCCCCCUGGUCCACACAAUAAACAACCAGGAUUUUGACCAACAAAGACAAACGGAAUGGAGGCUGAAACGGCCGAAGCCUCACCUAGGCGUGCCGCCAAACACGGCUCGGAUACCACGCUGUGGGUGUGUCAUAAAGGCCACAUUAAGAAGAAGUCAAUACAGUCUGACUCUCAGGCCACCAGCCGGCCACUCUACACAAACACACACAACACUGGACCGACUGCGAGGUCCAAGUUAUCCCGUCAGUUGGUAACCUUCCAAGCCACGGCUUUUAGCGAACCGUGAUGGCUUCAAGCGCGUCAGACUGUUUGUAGUGAGGAAAAUGCGCUGAGUCGUCGACGUCACUCUCCCUACCCAUUCCCAUGCCAUGGCCAUUGUCCGGGCCGGUCAGAUGACUGCAGCGGGGAAUGGGCGCGGUGGCUGGCAUUGUCUGCCUACGUCACGUGCACGACCUGGUCCCGCAAGCAAAAGCAUCAGGAUUUAGUACAACGAGGGUUGAGCGGCGUGCCUCACACAUGCGUGAGGGUGCCAUGGAAGGAGUUGUUUCAACCCGGCCCUCAACCCACUAGUCCGCCACACCACACAAACACACACAACCGGACGGACUGCGUGGACUGAGCUGGGACGUCAGUCAGCAGCCUUACCAAUCCACGACGCUUGGCGCGACGGGACGGUCUCAGGCUCAAGUCACCCAUGCAACAGGAACCGCAUGGGACCCCGUCGAGACGUACACUUCCUGGGUUUGUGGGAGGUGGCAGUUUGGUGCUUACGGUGGGUGAUGUUGAUGUGUGGUGGGGUGGUGAUGAGGGAGGAUGUGCUAAUAUGGUGUUGUGGUGCAGUCGGAGAUUGUCUACCGCAGGUUUUCGUGGAUGCGCUUGUUGUCGAAUAGGCCCAUGCGGUGCAUGAAUGUGCGAGGACAGUGUGGACAGUGGGUCGGAUGCGGCAGGUGUAGGUUGGUGCUUCAGACACAGCUUUGCCGGUCUCUGUGCGAUGGAUUCGUAAGUGACCAACCAGGCCGAUGCGUGAGGCGAAAUUGCGGGGACAGUGUGGACACGAGAAGUCGGUGGUGUCAGUGUCAGCUACGAAGAUGAUGCUGAUGAGGAUGAUGAUGAUGAUGAUGGUGGUGGUGUUGGUGGUGGUGGUGGUGGUGGUGGUGGUGGUGGUGGUGGUUUGUGCUGA